AUGAUUGGCAUCGCAAUCCUCGGCGCCGGCAUGUUUGCCCGCGAAGCCCGCGCCGACAUCGCCGCCGUCGUGAUCUGCGUACCCAUCCUGCAGAUCCCAGACUUUGUCCGCAAGGCGCUCAAGGCGGGCAAGCACGUGCUGAGCGAGAAACCCAUCGCGCCCGACGUCGCGCAGGCCAGAGAACUCAUCAAGUUCCACUCGAAGCUGCCAUCGCCGCGGCCGCUCUGGGGCGUCGCCGAAAACUACCGGUUUGACGAGAACGUCGUCAGGACGACGGAGAAGGUCAGAGAGCUGGGCGGGAAGCUCGUGACGUUCCGCCUCGACUGGGCGAUGCUACUCCCCGAGGGCCUCCAGUAUUUCGCUAUUGACUGGCGCAAAGACCCGAAGCACCAAGGCGGGAUGAUUCUGGAAGCAGCAAUCCACCUCGUGGCAGUCUUGCGGUCGCUCCUCGGCGCUGCCGGUGAGAACAUCGCCCAGCUGUCGGCGUUUACGACCCAGCUGCAGAAAUACUUGCCCCCAGUUGAUACAGGCGCGGAGCUCGGCCACAAGUACGACAUCGAGGUGGUGACGACGACCGGAAGCGUCAACUAUUCGUCCAUGGUGACCAAGGUGAUCAGGAAGGGCGCAGACGGAACAAAGGUAGAGGAGUCGCUGCGGAGUGGUAUGGACCCGGGCGUAGGUGCCGAGAUCAAAGCGUUUAGAGAAGGCAUCGCCCACGGUGCCUUGGACGCCCGGCAGUCCCCUCAAGAGGCUUUGAGGGAUCUGCUCGUGAUACAAGCCUUGCUUGAGUCGGGAGAGGCCAAUGGUGCUCUCCAGAUGAUUUCUCAAUGA
Messenger RNA from Thyridium curvatum, 831 nucleotides. RefSeq lists its product as uncharacterized. The transcript has 4 exons. NCBI's taxonomy places the organism in Eukaryota, Fungi, Ascomycota, Sordariomycetes, Thyridiales, Thyridiaceae. The record is from RefSeq and is a predicted model, not a curated record. Gene Ontology annotation, biological process: NADPH regeneration. Gene Ontology annotation, cellular component: cytoplasm. Gene Ontology annotation, molecular function: oxidoreductase activity; nucleotide binding. Bases 1 to 831 code for a protein of 276 amino acids.